AUGGAUGCCCACGAUUCGCCCAGCAGCGGAGAGGGCGGCCCUAGAAAGCCAAUCGCGGAACUCCCUCGCGGUCACGUGACCUCGGACGACGACGAUGAUGCCAUCGCCAUGGAGGGCGCUGCUUGCGCCGCCCCCUCGGACGCCGCCCGCCGCGCCCACCCGCCGAGGGAAACGAGGAGCGGCGGCUCGGACGCCGACAGCGCCCCAGACGAGACGGGCGCCUCCGACCCCGCGGACUCCGUCGUAAGAGACCGACGCUCGGAACUUCCCAGAGAGAACGCCGUGGCGGCGGCGUCGUCGUCCUCGUCGUCCUCGUCCACGUCCUCGUCGGCCGCUUCCGUCGCGGCGCCGGCAUCGGACGAUCCUGGUGGCGCGUCGGCGGCGGCGCCGAACUCGGACGCCGAGCCGUACACGCAGGUGCUGGACUCUUCGCAAUUCGCGUCGCUGCUGCGCGCGUGGCAGGGCCAGAGCUGGGCCUACCGGGGCAGCCCCCUGGCGCAGCUGCUGAGCCCCGUGUGCAACGCGUACGAGCUCUACAGCGUGCGGCCGGUGCGCGCCGACGGCGGCGCCGGCGCCGCCGAGCCGCUGGACCUGUCGGAGUUUGACGACGUGGGAGUGGCGGACGUGAAGAGCCGCCCCGUGCUCAUGUGCUUCCCGUGCGAGCUCACGUUCGGGCACACGCGCUCCUUCGUGUCGCACGCCGCCCACGACCACGCCGUGGCGCUCAACGCCGAGGAGCGCCGGCUGCUGACCGACAAGCGCACGUCCGCCAUCGUGCAGAUGCGUGACGACGGCGGCGGGGAGGGGCGGCACCAGCAGAGGCCGCUCGUCAGCUUCCUGCGGCCCCGGCGGAGGGCGGCGGCCAAGGAAGGCUGCGACGUCGCGGGCCGGGAGGUGCCGUCGCCGGCGUCAGAGUCGGCGGCGCCGGCGCCGGCGCCGGCCGCGUCGGAGGACGGCCGGCUCUCCCCAGACGCCGGUUCCCGCUUGUCGGAGCUGGUGCCUCGGCUGGGCGCCGUGUACGGGGGCGACUCGACGGACCAGUCGGAUGCGGAGCUGAGCGAGCCGGACGUGGAGCUCGUGGAGCCGGGCGAUCACCAAAGAGGCGGCGGUGCCGCCGCCGGCGCCGCGACGCGGUGCGGCCGGGACGCCGAGCCGGGGCGGGCCACGGCGGAGCGAGCCGACUCGCCCGACUCCACGAGCGUGAGCAGCGCGGAGAGCGCCGGUUCGGCCGCGGAGAUGGAGCCGGGCGACGAGGCGGCUUCCAAAGCCGGCGCCGGCGAGGCUGACGCAGCGGCGGGAGGGGGAAGUACCGAUCCGGCGGUGGCAACGGUGGCAUCGGCGGUCUUCCCCUUGCGCGAAGCACGCGACUAUGCCAAAGAUGACGACGAGAAGGAUGACGAGGAGGAGGACGAGGAGGAGGAGGAUGCGGCGAUGAAUUCAGGCGUUGCGCCCCCAGCGCCGGACAUCAGCGAGGGAGCCGGCGGGUCGCGCGUCUGCGCCGACGAACCGAACGCGAAGGAGAGCGCCGACCGCCCGGGGCCGGCAGGUCGCUGGCGGCAGGUGGCGUCGGCGCCGGUGCUGCUGCUGCUGGCGGUGGUGUUGGUGGUGUUGGUGGUGUUACCGUGGCUGCCGGUGGCUGCGGCGGGCGCUACUCCUGCAAGGUUUGCUCAGUUCUCAGCCGCGUCCAAAGAGGCGCUCAUCGCCCACAUGCAGUCAGACGAGCACCUGCUGAGCCUGCGCCAGCAGCAGGCGGCACAGCCGAGGGGCGGCGGCACCAUCGAGGAGGGGGAGCAGCGGGGUGCCGGACCGGGGAACGUCGCACGGCCAAACGCCAGGACAGACUCUCCCAGUCCCGUCGACGGCGCCGCCCACCAAAGCCUGCUGCUGAAGCUGCAGCAGUUCGACGUGCCCAGCCUGGCCAAGCUGGCGCCGCAGCUGGCGCCACUGCUGCCCAACGGACUGGUGAAGCGGGACUGCGUCGCUCGCCCAGCAGACGAUUCGCAGCAGCGCGCGGACGUCACGCCAGGCGCCCUGUCUGGCCAGCUGCACCAUGCCGACGUGGGGAGUCUGCCAGACGGCGGGGCCAGUGACCUCGCGUCCCAGCGGCAGCACCAGCAGCUAAGCCGAGCCAAGCGCUUGCUGGAGGGAGGCAGGGGCAGCCCUCCGUCCGACGCGGCGCUACCCACCAAGAGGCCGAGGGCGUCGCAGAACGGCGAGGGGAGGCUCGUGCAGGUUGACGGCGACAGCAAGGAGGCUCCAGUGACGGUAGCGGCGGUGGCGGUAGUGGCCGGGCCCGCGGAAGCGAGGUCGCUGAGAUGUCCCCUGUGCCAGGACUCGCUGGGCAGCGAGAGCCGCCUGGAGGCACACCUGUCGCGCAAGCACAGCGUCGCACGCGGCUGCAUCGCCGGCAUCAUCGCCGCGCUGUCUAUGGCUGAGACGUCCUCAACAGACUCCACUCCCACAAAUCCGUGCGAGGCGAGUGUGGCCGACGGCAAGACACCAUCCUCUCGUGACUCUGAGCGAGGCUGCACGACGGCGCCGGAGCCCGUCCAGACCCUCGGCGAUCGUCUCAGCGGCGACGCUGGCUCCGGCGGCAGCUCCCAGCAGCGGGCGCCGUGCGGCGGCGAGAGGCACGGCCCCUCCCCGUCUCCAUCUCCUUCCCCGCCGGCACCGCCGGAGCUCGGCGACCUCGGCGGCGGCGGCGGCGUCGGCAUCGUCUUCGGCGGCGGCGCCGUCGACAAACGCGACAAGAUCCUGUGCACGUUGUGCGCGCAGGGCACCUUUCGCACGUUCGCUUCGCUGCGCUCGCACCUGCAGGCGUGCCACCCGGAGGUGUACCGGCAGGCGCAGGCGAGCGACGCGGGGCUGCCGUGCCGCGUGGUGCGCGCCGGCAGCGCCGGCGCCGCGGGCGCCGCCGAGAACGGCGUGGAGCGGCGGCGCAGCCCCGGGGAGGUGCACAAGAGCUCGCAGGUGCUGCUCAUGAAGUUCCUGGACCCGGCGCGGCCGUACAAGUGCAACGUGUGCGUCGAGUCGUUCACGCAGCAGAGCAUCCUCGACUGCCACCUCAACUCGGUGUCGCACCUCCACAAGGUGAAGAAGGCGGCGGCCGAGUCGGCCGGCGACGGCGCGCAAGGCGACGCGGCGGCGCUGGCGGCAGCACCACCGCCGCCGGCACCCCUAGCCGCCGUCGUGAAGCAGGAGGGGCGGCACUCGGCCAGGGAGGGCGGCGGCCGCUUGCCGGGGUACGGCGACGAUCAGGACGUCGUUGAGGUGAUGGACCUUUCGCUCAAGUCGAGGAAGCCUCGCGAGUCGGACGCCAAGAGGAAAACGGAGCGCGUGAGUCAGCAGCUUCAGUACCACCACUACCAACAGCAGCUGCAGCAGCAGCAACAACAGCAGCAGCAGCAACAACAGCAGCAGCAACAACAGCAACAGCAGCAACAGCAGCAGCAACAACAACAACAACAACAGCAGCAGCAGCAACAACAGCAGCAGCAACAACAGCAGCAGCAACAGCAGCACCAGUCGACGUCGCAGGAAUUCUCGCAGGGCCGCUCGUCGAAGUCGUCGCGUGGGGGCGGCGACCCGCACGCCCGCCAGGACGCGUGGCCCGAGCCGUCGAGCUCGCGGCUCAAAGCCGAGGCCGAGGCUCACGCCCAGGCCGAGGCGGAGGCCCAGGCUCAGGCCUGGCUGCAGGCCCAGGUGCAGACGCAGCAGGAGCUGCAGCAGGCGGCCAUGCUGCAGCAGCAGCUGCUGCAGCAGGCAUACUUCUCGCACCUGCUGCUGUCGCCCGAGGCGCUCGUGCAGUACCAGCAGCAGCAGCAGCUCUUGCUGCAGUACUACUACCCGGGGCUCGAGUUCCAGUUCAGCCCGACGAUGGCGAGCGGAAGCGGCGGUGGCGGUGGCGGCGGCGGUGGCGGUGGCGGCGCGGCGCAGGCGUCCGCGCUGUCCCCGUCGACCGGCCGUGCGGAGGCUCCGUCGCAAAAGCAGCCGUCGGUCGGGCAAGCGGCCGAACACAGCCACAAGGCGGUAGUUGCAGCGGCGGCGGCAACAGAAAAAUACAAGCUGGUGCCGGAUACGACGAGCGACCCCGGCACGGACGAGGCGUCGAGGAGGACCGGCGCCGCCCCCACCGCCUCCGGCGUGGUGCCCGAACCCACGGACGCGGGCAAAGCAUCAAACGAGGCUGGCGCCACGUGGAAGAGCGGCGCCGGCGGAGAGGACGGCCUGCUGCCGGCACGCGUCCCCUUCGGCUACACGGGCAACGCGUCGAAGGCGCUGCUCGCGAAUGUCGGCUUCGAGCUGGUGGUGCAGUUCAUCGAGGGGCGCAAGCGGCCGCCUCGGCACGGCGACACCCGGGAGCGCAGCAUCGGCGACAAGCUGGAGUGCGGCGCGUGCCGGCGCCUCUUCUCCAACGCGCUCAUCCUGAAGUGCCACCAGGAGCACGCGCACAAGCAGAUCCUGCCCUUCGACGAGCUCGCCAAGUACGCCAAGCGCUACCGCGAGGUCUACGACCGCAUCUACCCGCUCGAGGAGGUGCCGGUGAGCGCCGUUGAGCAGCGAGCGCCCGAGCCGCCGCCGCAGCCGCCGCCGGCGACGACGCCAGCCGCGGUGUCGUCGUCGUCGCAGGCGGUGCCGGCGAGCGGCGGGCAGCAGGGCGAGGCCAAGCAGGGCCGCACGGCCGAGUCCGCCGCUGGGAACGCUGCAGUUCCGGUGACGGCGCCGUCUUCCACGAUGGUGUCGUCGACUACCAUGGUUAUGCAACAGCAGCAGCAUCAUCAUCAUCAGCAGCAGCAGCAACAGGCAGCGCAACAGGCAGCUCAACAGGCAGCGCAGCAGGCAGCGCAGCAGGCAGCGCAGCAGCAGCAGCACGAGUCUGUGGCGGGCAUGGACAUGGCGGCGUUCGCUCACCUGAUGCUGCAGGUGCCGUUCGCAACACUUCCCCAGCAGCUUUUGCAGCAGUUUUCGCUCGCUCCAGAACCGCUCGCACCACUCGAUCUCACGAAGCUCCAAAAGCAACAGCAGCAGCAGCAACAGCAGCAGCAACAGCAACAACAUCACCAGCACCACCAACACCACCACCAGCACCAGCAGCAGCAGCAUCGUCACGCCGAUCCCAAUGGGCCGGCGCGUUUGGAGGGAAAGCGUUCUGGGAGCUCCGCUCAAGAAACCAGGACGAAGGCGAGGUCGGGCGACAGGGACGCGGCGGCGGACUCGCCGCACGCGCGAGAGGUGAAGAAACUCGAACACUCGAACAGAAGCGAGCAUCUGUCAAAAUCCACACCACAUCACCAUCAGCACCAGCAGCAGCAGCAGCAACAGCACCAACAGCACCAACAGCAGCACCAGCAGCAACAGCAGCAGCUACAGCAGCAACAGCAGCAACAGCAGCAGCAGCCAGCGACAGAGAGGCGAAGUCAGAAGGCGGAUAAGACAGGCGGCACACCGCGGGCGGAGAGUGGCGGCGGGGGGGGCGGCACCAACUCGAGGGGCCGGGAGACGCCCCGGGCCGAGCCGCCGGGCGUCGCGGUGUGCAAGAGCGAGGCCCUUCUCGACGACAGCGCCCUCGAAUCGUCGGGCUCCUCCAAGUCGGAGGAGCCGGCGCCGUACAAGCGCUCGAAGCGCACCACGUUCAAGGACUACCAGGUGCGCGCCAUGCGCGAGUCUUUUCAGCUCAACGCCUACCCGAAGGAGGACGAGAUCAAGCGGCUGUCCGGCCUGCUGGGCCUCCCGGCGUGCACCAUCGUGCUGUGGUUCCAGAACGCGCGGCAGCGCUACCGCAAGCAGCGUGAGCUCGGCAAGGACUCGGACUGGCGCGACUCGGGCUCGGGCGACCGCGGCUGGGCCCGGCUCGACUCGGUGAAAGCCGAGUCGCCCGCGGCGUCGGCGUCGUCGUCGUCGACCGCGACGACGGUGUCGUCGGCGGCGGCGCUGGCGGCGGUGGCGGCCGUGGACAUCUCGGCGGCCGCGGCCGCCGCCGCCGCCGCGGUCGCCGCCGCGGAGUCGGAGCACCUGGCGUCGGCCGAGGCGCUGGACCAGAAGUCGAAGCAGCUGAACCGGACGCGCUUUUCGGACGAGCAGCUGCGCGUGCUCAUGCACUGCUUCAACGCCAACCCCUACCCCAAGGACAAGGAACUACAGCAGCUGUCGACGUACCUCAACCACCCGCGCGUCGCCCUCAAGUACUGGUUCCAGCACAUGCGGCAGAAGGCGCGGCGCCACUCGGACGGGCAGCCCGGAAGCGCCGGCCAGGGUUCGCCGCCGCCACCAGGGCUGCAGCCGCCGCCGCCGCCUCCUCCGCCGCUUUCCGCCGUCGUCGUUGUCGCAGACGGCGGGAGCCACGCAGAGGCACGGCUCGGGCGGCGACGCGGCCAAGGACAAGGGCGGCGAGCAGGCGGCGGCGGCGGCGACGCACAGGAAGGGCUCCCUGAAGUGCGAGGAGAGGGCGGAUGUUGCCGGCGAGCGGCUGAUGCAGAUCCUGAGCGCGCAGAACGCAUCGGCGCUCGGGCCCAUGCUGCUGCCGUCCAUCCAGGCGCCGGCGGCCGCGGCGGUGGGGACGGCCGCGGCGGGGAUGGGGGCGGCGUGCGUGCCGUCGUCGAAGAGAGACGGUGCCAAGGAGGUGGUGAUCAAGACCAAGAUCAAGACGGAGCGCGUGGAGGAGGCGGCCACGGCGGCGGCGGCGGCCGAGGGCGGCGAUCGCAGGCCCGAGCCGAGGACCGACAAGAGGCCCAAGUCAGAGGCCCCCGGGGCGGCGUCCGCGGCGGCGCUCGCGGCGGCCACCGCCGGCGCUUACCAGUGCGACUCGUGCAAGCUGAGCUUCGUCAACUUCGAGCGCUGGCAGGAGCACCAGCGUUGCCACCUGCUCAAGCUGCAAGCCUGGCGUCGGAGGGAAAGCAGCUGGCGUCGGAGGGAAAGCAGCUGGCGCGGAGCGACAAGCACCCGGUGAGGGCAGCGACGCAGCCGGUGGCGGUGGCGGCGGCGGCCGCGCAAGCCCCGCUCGACGGCGUGGACCUGACGGCGAAGGCUGCCGGCUCGGACGAGCUGGAGCGGGUGAAGUUCCCCAACACGUCGCUGUCGCUGGAGGAACUCAAGACGCUGUACCAGAAGUACUCCCUGGACGCCGUGCAGCCGGGUCAGGCGUCGGAGGACGAGUCGGCCAAGAGGCACGCGCUCCUGCAGGCCUGGUUCCAGAGCGUGCGCGGCGAGCCCAAGGCGGCGGCGCCGCUGCCGCAGCCCUCCACCGCCGCCCACGCCCAGCCGUCGGCGCCUCACGGACAGUGGCGGCCCCUCCUUAAGCGCCGUUGCCCCUUCUGCCACAUCCUGUUCAAGGACCAGGCCCUGCUGGACGAUCACGUGCAGACGCAGCACGGCGCCGAGUCGACGGCGGCGGCGGCGGCGCCACCGGCACCCGACAACGGCAGCCUGGCCUCGCCGCCCGACGAGACGGCUGCCGCAGCCGCGGCGACAGGCGACGGCGACGGCGGUCGCGGCGUCGAGGCGCCGUCGGGCCACCGCGGCACCUACUCCCCGCCGCCGCAGCUCAGCCCGUCCAUGCUGAAGGUGGAGGGCAUCAUCGCCGACAUCGAGAACCCGGCCGUCCCGGCCGCCGCGUCGGCCACCGGCGCGGAGAGGCGGCCGCCCGCCUCGCCUCCCGCCGCUCCCCCUCCUCGCGCCACGGCAGGCGGAGGCGGCCGCCGCGGCCGCAGGCGGCGGCGGCGGCGGCGCUGGCGGCCCUCCCGUCGGCGUCAAGCGAAGCACGGCGGCGUGUCGCGCGUCGAGGAGUCGUCGGAGGGCGCGUCGGAGGACCCCUGCUCGCUGAGCCCCGUGUCGGGCGGCGGCGGCGACUGGGGCUCGGGCGACCACCCCAGCGGGCGGCGGCGGCGCACGCACAUCAGCAGCAUGCAGCUGGCGGUGAUGCGCGCCUGCUACGGCGAGUGGCGCACGCCCUCGGUGCACGAGUGCAGCUCGCUGGGCAAGGAGAUCGGCCUGGAGAAGCGCGUCGUGCAGAUCUGGUUCCAGAAUGCGCGCGCCAAGGAGAAGAAGGCCCAGCGCAACGUGCCGGAUUCCGCCUCGCCGGCUGCCGGCGGCGGCGGCGGCGGCUCCGGCGGCCCAACCACGCCGACCGGCGCCACCUCGCCCGUCGUGGGCUCGCCCGGGUCGGACAGCGGGCCCAAGACGGCGUGCGGCCUGUGCUGCGUGCGCUACAGCGCCAAGCUGUCGGUGCAGGAGCACGUGUUCUCGCUGCAGCACAUCGCACGCCUACGCGAGGGCUUCCGCCAGCAGAUGGAGGCGGAGAAGGAGACGCGCGAGAAGGCCAAGAGGCUGUGCCUGCCGACCGCCGGCCCGCACCUGCCCGAGAUCCGGCCCAAGCAGGCGCCGGCCGAUGGCGGCGGCGGGGAGACAGAGGUGGCGGUGAAUGCCGGCGUGCUCCCCUUUGCCGUGAGCGGGCAGGAGAUGGCAGCGUCCGCCGUCCCGGCAAAGUCAUCGCCGGCGUCCGAGUCGGCGCCCAAGACCGCGAGCCUCCCCAAGCUCGUCCGCUCGGCCACCACCUCUCCCAAGGCGCCGGCGCCCGGCGGCACCGCCGCCGCCACCGCCGUCACCUCGGCGUCCACGUCCUCGUCCUCCUCGCCGUGGCUCCGGGUCGGCGCCGCCCCGGGUCCCCCGGCCAUCGCUCCGGUCCCCGUGCGCCUCGUCACGCCGGCUCCCCGACGCCGCUGCGCCGCCACCCAAGCUCGUGACGCCGACCUCCUCUUCUUCCUCGCCGGCGACGUUGCCGCGGCCAAAGCACGGUCCGUCGUCGUCUUCGCUGACGUCGCCGACGGGCGGCGGCAGCUCGGCGAAGAACGCCGCCGCCGCGUCCCCCUCCCCUUCCUCGUCCAAGUCGACCGCCCUCAACGCUUUCCCGCUGUCGGCGAAGAUGGCGUCGGCGUCGCUGUCGGAGCUGUCUCCCACGUCGUCGUCGUCGCUGCUGCUUCAACAGCAGCAGCUGCAGCAGCAGCACCACCAUCACCAGCAGCAGCAGCAGCACCAGCCCCGAGACCGCAAGGAGAGUCGGAGAGGAGCUCUGAAUCCAGCAAAAAGGAAAAGGCGGCAGAGAGGGCGGCGGCCGCGGCGGCGGCGGCCGCGGCGGCGCUGGGCUCGUCGCUCGGCGAGGCCGCGGCCGGCGGUAGCAGCGGCGCCGGCCCCGAACCGGCGGACGCCAAUGCGGCGGCGACGGCGGCCGCCCUCCUCGCUGGGCAGUACCUGCCCUACCUGAUGCCGGGCUACGGCGCGUACUACACGUCGCAGCUGCCGCUGGCGUACUUCGGAGGAGGCGGCGGCGGCGGCGGCGGCGGCAACGCGGACGCUCUGCGCUACGGUGCCAACACGAGCGCCGCCCUCAUGCAGUGGCAGCGCCAGUACCAGCAGGCGCUGCAGGAGGUCCUAGGCGGGCAGCAGCUUCAGCAGCAGCAGGAGCAGCAGCAGCUCCAGCUCCAGCAGCAGCAGCAACAGCAGCAGCAGCAGCCAAGUCCGUCGGAGGGCGGCCGGGAGGGCGGGCGGAGGCAGCGCAACCAUCACGCGCGGCGUGGGGACGAGCGGAUGGAGGUGGAGGGGGAGGCCUCGCGGCCCAGCAAGGUGGCCAAGACGACUGAGAGCAAGACGUCGGACGCUUAGGCGCAACAAUGCGACCCCUCGUCUGCCCCGCCGAAGAGCGUCUGACCCGGUGACCCGGUGACCGCAUUUCGUCUCGGCCGCCGAGUUGCUUUGCUCUUCACUCUCCUGUUUUUGUUGUUGUUGGCGCAAGGAACGUCUGCGUUCUCCUUGAGAGAAGCGAGCGCCGAAUGUAGUCACACUUUUUUUUCUUGCCAAUGAAGGAAGAGGAGGGUGGGCGGGGGGCGGUCAGUCGAUUGUUCGAUCUUCCUUGGGCCCUGAACUACUGGGGCGCGUUGGCGAUGGAGAUGAAACGAUUCCCGUCGUUGAUCUUCGUCCGUGUCCCCCUCCCGCCUUUCGCGAGUCGGAUGUUUGGUCGUGGGCGAGGAGGGAUGGCGGCGGGGUGGGGGGGGCGGCGCGUCGGGCGUGUGAACGCGCGACGGGGAGGGAGUGAAGGAGACGCUGCUCGCAGGGGCAUUAAUACCCUCGCCGGGACGAACCACGGCCCGCGACGGCAAACCUCGACGUGGACGAGCGGACUUGUGAACGACGCGAAAUCUACGGGAGGGGAGAAACACAAGUGAUCGAACGACGUCGGGGGCACGACGUCAAAAACGGAACCGCCGACCCGUUUAGAACGUACAGCUAAAAACACUCGGCGCAAAGAGCAAACGACGAAUCGAUACUAAUAACGGCAAACGAUAGCGUUGGAGAGCACGUCACGAAACUUAGACGCCCCUACGGAUACUGACGACUCACUCGGCAGUUGGUGAAGGUUCCUGCUCGUCGGCGAGGAUUUCCACGCCAAUGGGUUCGUCGGAGCGGAAUGCCAAAGAGCUUCCUUUCUUUGACAGUCGGGCUAUGCCACUUACCUCGGACACGCUUUGCUUGGUCUGCUACCUCACCUUCUUUCCCCUUGGCGUGAGACACAAAACAAAAAAACACUUCUCGUGUCCUCCCUACUCUUCUCCCCCUCCCGUCUCUCUCUCUCUCUUUCUCUCUCUGUCCGUCUCUUCGUCUUUCUCCCCCUCUCUGCGUUCCUCACCUGCUACCAAAAAAAUGAAACGACAAAAAAAAACCGAGAGAGAGAAAUGACUUUGACGAUAAAACAAAAAAAAUGACUUUAUUAUGAAUCACGUUUUACGUAUAACUGCCCAACUUUUGCUUUGUAUGUAUUUGAAUGACGCCGCACUGCGGCAUGUGCAGUUGUGUACAUUAUAUAUAUUUUGUGCAGGCUGUGGCUGUCGCGUGGCUUUAUUGAAGCACAGGGCAUGGCGGCACUAAACUAAGAAAAAAAGGGUGCGAGAAAUCGUUUCUUUAAUUUUCUCUUCCCUUGCGUUUGACUCGCCGUUCGUCUCCGCCGUCGUUGUUUGAACUCGGUUUAAAAACCACAAAGCAAUGACUCUUCUCACUAUCUCCACGUGUUCAGCGCUUUCUGCCAAAGAUCCGUGGUUUGUUUAAUAAAAUGAAAAGGAGGGGGAGAGACCUAUGUAAUGUAGGAAGUCGAUAAAAAAUAAAAAAAAUAA
Messenger RNA from Lethenteron reissneri (Far Eastern brook lamprey), 11156 nucleotides. RefSeq names its product zinc finger homeobox protein 3-like. Gene Ontology annotation, biological process: regulation of transcription by RNA polymerase II. Lineage: Eukaryota; Metazoa; Chordata; Hyperoartia; Petromyzontiformes; Petromyzontidae. Gene Ontology annotation, molecular function: RNA polymerase II cis-regulatory region sequence-specific DNA binding; DNA-binding transcription factor activity, RNA polymerase II-specific. Gene Ontology annotation, cellular component: nucleus. The record is from RefSeq and is a predicted model, not a curated record.